UUAUUUUCUUGAAUCUUCACAUGCAAAUCGGGUUAGGUUUAGGGUUAUGGUCUUGCAUCUGCACACGCAAAUAGGACAAUGCUCGUGGGAAAUUGAGGGCAUGAACAAAUAAAAUUCGAAUAAAAAAGGAUUUGUAUAACUUUAUUUUACUAACAUUUUCCCUGCCUUGAAGCACAAGCUCUCCUGGCAGCUUUAAGUAGCUUUACAAAGAUUGAAAUAGCCAUUUUGGAUCUUGAGUCCAUGCUACAGCUGUCUGUGGCCCGGAGUUAAGCAAGGAAUAAAGCUGUCUGUCUGCAUAGAACAUAUAGUCUACUCUCUCAGCCUUUAUAUACACACCAACAAGACACAUCAGUAGUUUUAACUCCAGGUUUGGACCAGGUGAAAUCAAACACUUUGAACAGCCGAAGCCUAAAUUCUCGAUAUUACAAUAUAAAUUUUUCGGAAUAAUAUUUUAAAAUUGUUUCAUACAGCAGUCCAUGUGAGAAUGUUAAGAAGAAGAAAAAGGUCACAUCAGACAUGAACUCCAAUUCCCAGCAAACACCACAGCCUUCAAACAUGGCCACCUUGUGCAACACCCACACACACACCCUGCUCACCUGAGCUCAAUCAGUUGAAUGCACUCACAGACUGAUGCUUCAUCCACUCAUAAUUUGGGAAGAAUUUCUCCAGUUUAUUUUUUAUUCCUGACAAUACCAAGCCUUUUAUGACCUGACUGCAUGACCUUUGCCAAAAGCUUUGGACUACUUGCUCUAGUGUUUUCAAUGAAAGAUCCUUUAACCUGCAUUUGCAUCCACCUCCUUGUGUUUUUGUGAAGAAGAAAAAGUAGUUUUAAUAAUAUAGCAGCUUUCAUAAACCCAAGGUCAUUUUUUACAUCAAGAUAAUAAUAAAUAAUUCCUAAGAACACAGUACAAAAUAGAAAAGUUACACAGAUCAACAGGUCACUUCUUUCACAAGUGAAAAGAACCGGGAGAAGGAUGAAGUGCUGGAAAAUAAGUGCAAUAAAGAGAAAAAUAAGUGAUGAUGCUGGAAUAUGGGCUUCAAUGAGGACUGCAAGUGUUCUCAUGCACUGCAUUUACUACACUUAGAAACAAAAAAUAGCGUAAUCAAGUGACUUUAUUAUUGACAAUAAAAAGUGUGAUUUCAUUACAAUGUUCUGAAUAAAAUCUAAACUAUUCCCACAACGUCCAUGUAGUACGCCUAUAUCAAACCCUUUGUGGCUCUAGUCAUGAGGAUGUUUUACAUACUGAUAGAGGAUUUCAGGCUUGCUGUUAAAUAUUACUAGAGUAAGUCAACAAGUUCAAGGUCCAUCAAGUAAAUGUGAUAGGUAAAUAUGAAAAAAAUAAAACCCUGGAUUGAAUGUCAACAUCCAGCUCAGCUCCAUCUCCAUCUCAGCUCAGCAGCCUGAACUACGCAAAGAGAUUAUUUCUUCAUUACGCUGAAAAGCCAGUGUGUACAUGCAAAUAUUUACAGGUAUACAGGUCAAAACGCGCAUUAAAAGGUUUAAAAAGACAUUGCACACCAUUAUCGCGAAGAUCAUCCACAGUAAGGUUGCUGAGAUUUACUGUAUAGGCGUGGAGACACAGUCUAAGAUUUUGUUGCUGCGCAUGCGCAAAACCGGAAAGUAGCAUUUCUCGAUAGGUAGCGUAACUCGACAGAACACCCCCCUGACGUCCAGCAGUUAUGGAAUCAGAUACUGAUAAUCGGUAUUCAUGCAUCCAUGAUGGACUAAAGGAGCUUGAGGAUGUGUGUGAUGAGGUAGCUCUACUAAAUUUAAGUGAGAUAGAAAGGGAAACAGAUACAUGUUUGGUGAUUGAUGAGGAAAGUGGAACGCAGUUCAUUAAAACCAAACUGAGGUUAUGUCAAAUUAAGUACUGUGAAGGAUGUAGCAACCUUCAUCUGUGCAAACGGUACCUGUUUGGAGAGUGUCCGUACAACGACAAGAGAAACGAGUGCCAGUUCAGCCAUGACCUGUAUUCAGAGCACAACGUCAACGUGCUGUACCAACACAAACUGCUGGAGCUGGACUGCAGUGAGCUGCUCAUUACACUUCUGCAAAAUGACACCACCUUAUUGCCUUCAGUGUGUUUGGCGUAUAACAAGGGCAGUGGUGAGUUUGGGAACUGUCUUGAAGCAGAGACCUGUGAUAAACUCCAUGUCUGUGAGAACUACAUCAGAGGAAUAUGUGAUGGAUGCAGCAGAUGCCAUGAUUUAUACGAGCCUCAUCCAUUCAAAACACUGCAGGACACCGGAGUGUCCAAUGAGCUGAUGGACACUUUACUGUCAGUCUAUAAGAACAUGCUUACCAUUGCAGACAUACACCAACCCAUAGCACCAGAGAAAUGGAUAUGUCUUUUCCAUUUCCAAAAUUCCUGCAGUUUUGAAAACAUAUGUGAAAAUGUGCAUUUCUGCUUGCCCUAUAAAUGGGAGCAGUGGGAUGGGAAGAGCUGGAAAGUUCUGCCUGAUAAUGAGGAAAUAGAAAGAGCAUUCUGUGAUCCCACUCAGACACACAGCGACAACGUCAUACCUGUACACUUUGACACAAUGACACGGGGUUCUGUAUUUGUUCGCCGUCUCUCUACUAUUUCAUCAGUUCUGGAUCCCAGCUUUGCCCUCACUACAAAAUGGAUCUGGUACUGGGAAGAUGAAUAUGGGAACUGGAUCCAGUAUGGAUCACCACAAGGGACACACGAUAUAUCUUCCAUCACCAGUGACUUCCUGGAGUGGAAAUACCAAGAAAACAAUGGUGCUGUCAUCAAAUUUACUACAGCUGAACAUUCUUGUGAGGUCAAUUUGCAAGACAUGAUACAGUACAACACGCAAAGUAGCACCAAAAUGCGAAUAAGGAGGAGACCCAUGUUCCUCUCAGCGGAAGAUGUCCAAAAAGUUAUAACAAGAGAAAAGGAUCAUUGGCAAAAUCCCCAAGCUUUGCUUUAUGAUUCGGAUCAAGCCAAUAUGUCUGUAAUUGGAUUCAAGAGAGUUCUCCUGAACAGUGAUACCGAUGAAUAUAAGAAGAUAGCCGAGCGCUUUUAUCAGACGAUGUUGGAGUGUACUGUGAAGAGAAUUGAGAAGGUUCUGAAUGAGGAUUUAUGGGAAGUUUUUCACAGCCAUGUCAGUGCCAUGAAACAAAAAAAAGGAGGCAAGGAGGAUGAAAAACUCCUGUUUCAUGGUACUGAGUCCAAGCUGAUUGACACCAUCUGCCAGCAGAACGUUGACUGGACAAUGUGUGAACCACAUGAGACAGCAUUUGGUAAAGGUAGUUAUUUCACCAGAGAUGCCAGAUCCUCCCACAGCUACACUGACAAGUCUGGAACUGACAAGUGUAUGUUCCUUUGUCGAGUUUUUAUAGGAGAAUAUUCCAAUGGGCAUCCCAGUUAUAUCCACCCUCCUCUGAAAGAUGGGGAAACUGAUGUCUUUUAUGACAGCUGUGUAAAUGAUAUCAACAACCCGUCCAUAUUUGUUGUAUUUGAGAAACAUCAGGUGUACCCCGAGUACCUAAUUCAGUAUGAACAAGGAGCAGGGAGCAGUCCUCAGCACGUCUCUCUUAAUCAGUUCCCCUCAAGCACUCAGGCUAGUUUCAGUGGCCCGUCUGUAUCCAGUCAACUUUCUCCAAACACAGCCUUGAUGAUCGCUCCAAAAUUCCAUUAUACUCCUGUGUUGCAAUCCCACAUCUUUGCUCACUCAAAGAAUAAAUAUUUCCAAGCAGGUGCAGCCAGGUUACCUUUUCCUCACCACAAUAAGCCUACUGUAGUCAGAACUUUCACAGUUAACAGCCCUACAAAACGGUACGGUUCUCCUAGAGGAUCUGGGUCGAUGCAUUCACCAGCAAAAGCUAUAACCCACACUAGGACCUCAGGAUCAUUUAGAAAAGACAGGGCAAAACAACAGGUAACAAAUUCACUGAUGUCAGCUAGUGAAUCACUUCCAAAGGCUUUGUCCACAACAUUAACAACUAUAACUACUACUAAACUAUCAAAAACAGUUAAAACUGUCAGACAACAAACAUCCAGUGCAGAUGGUGGAUUAAUUUCAGUGAAUUCUUCAGUAAAUUCUACAUCUGUUACCAAAACCUCAAAGUCAUUUAAAGCUCAGAAUGCCAGCUACCCGGCCUCAAAUGCAAUCAAAUUAAAUAGUGGAUUAAGUCCAGGGGCUAGUUCUGCCGGCACAUCAACUUAUACUGAUGCUUCGAAGUCAGUUAGAAAUGAAAAUUCCAAAGCUAAAAAAGUUUCCAGCUUCAGUUCAAGACCUAGGAUUAGUCCUGAUAUGGUAAGCACCAAACCUGCAGGUGAGAGCUCUAAGAGUUCUGCUUCACAAAGCACUAAACCUGCAGGUGAGAGCUCUAAGAGUUCUGCUUCACAAAGCACUAAACCUGCAGGUGAGAGCUCUAAGAGUUCUGCUUCACAAAGCACUAAACCUGAGGGUAAAAUCUCCAAGAGUUCUGCUUCACAAAGCACAAAACCUGCAAGUGAGAGCUCUAAGAGUUCUGCUUCACAAAGCACUAAACCUGAGGGUAAAAUCUCCAAGAGUUCUGCUUCACAAAGCACUAAACCUGCAAGUGAGAGCUCUAAGAGUUCUGCUUCACAAAGCACUAAACCUGAGGGUAAAAUCUCCAAGAGUUCUGCUUCACAAAGCACUAAACCUGCAAGUGAGAGCUCUAAGAGUUCUGCUUCACAAAGAACUAAACCUGCAGGUAAAAUCUCCAAGAGUUCUGCUUCACAAAGCACAAAACCUGCUGGUAAAAGCUCUAAGAGUUCUACAGGAAGGCGUUAGUGCUUGUUAGCGCAAAAGCCUUCAAUUAUGUGAAAAUGGUAAUCGUAUUUUAAGAUAUUCUUAUGAUAAAUCUAAUCUUUGAGGUAAAUCUUUUAUUUCUUGUUAUCAUAAUCAUUUGAUUUUUAAUAGAACUGAUUGCUGUUCAUUUGUGCAACAGGUUUUUUCCUAGCUUAUAUUUCCAACUGGAAAUAUACCUCACCUUGAAACAAGUAACAUUGUUAUUGCAAUAUUUUAUUUAGCUUUGAUUAAUGCACUCGAUCAUGACCAUCUUCUUCAGAAAUGUGCAUUGCAUCAUAUCGAAGCUGUUCCAGCCUGACAUGCCCCUGUGCACAACAUGAGUGUUUAAAGUGAUGGGCUACAUUUUAGAAGGUCAUGAGUUCAGAUCCCCACACGUAUCACUUAUCUCUGAUCAAGACCCUCAACCGCUCACUGCAAAUCCGAAAUUUUCCUAAAAGAUUAGGAAGAUAUUUUUAAAAGUGAAACAGGUAUAGGCAUUGGAGUUAUUCCAGCACGAGACUUAAUCCAUGCUCAAGAAAUUGGUCCAUUAUAACUGAUAUCCAGCUGUGCAAUGUAGACUGCGGUUAUUAAUAAUGCAGUAAGUUGUAUUUCCACUACAGGCAAAAGGGUGGGUUCCUCUAUUAUCUUUCUCAAGCCAGCGGAGAAAGCUGUGUUCGUAUCAUUUAAUAAUCUUGAGCCAGUAAUCUGAAACAUGUUCAUACACUAUCUGUGUUCUUUAUAGUGGGUAAUAUCGCUAAAGGAAGCAAAGAGUUAAUUGUGUUUUAUAAUAAUAAUAAUAAUAAUAAUAAUAAUAAUAAUAAUAAUAAUAAUAGCUCUAUAAAUGAUUCAAACCUUUCCACAGGGAAAAUAAUGAUAUUAAGCAAAGAUGUGGUGAAGAAGGCAUGCUUUGGACCAUUUCCUUUUCUCAUUUCAUAAAGACCUUGAAACCACUAAAGCACAAUCAUUAUUAUUCUGCCAUUUCUCAUACAGCUCUAUGUGAUCGGCUUGAUAUGAUGAGACAUUCAUAUGUUUUUAAACCUACACAGAUUAUUUUGAUUCAAUUUGUAUGAAUUAAGACAUAAAAACAGAAACCUGAUGCUGAUCUUAAUGUUUACAUGUCUAACUUUCUCAUAUAAAGCUAUGUAAUGUAAAUUAUUACAUUUCUUGCAUGUGUGAGAUGAUGUGCAUGUUGAUGUUUGAAUAAAAAUAUUGGUGUGUGUGUAUAUGUGUGAAUGUAUAUGUGUGUUUUAAUUAAGGUUGCUUCAUCUCCUUACAUUGUCUGUGCUUUACGCUGAGAGUUGCAAUUUUUAAACAGAUUUAUAGUUUGCCUCCUCGCCUUGACAUGCUUACUGCAGAUUAUUCUCAGUUAUUAUACUGUUAUUAAAACACCUUAAGGAUUAUUUAUAAUGAUAUUUUUAGGCUAUGGUCAAUCUUCAUUCUUAGAUAAACAGUCAUUUGUAUCCUCACAUGCCGUGUGUUCAGU
This is a messenger RNA of Hemibagrus wyckioides, 6247 nucleotides long. Its product is annotated as protein mono-ADP-ribosyltransferase PARP12-like. NCBI's taxonomy places the organism in Eukaryota, Metazoa, Chordata, Actinopteri, Siluriformes, Bagridae. Gene Ontology annotation, molecular function: NAD+ poly-ADP-ribosyltransferase activity; metal ion binding. Bases 1681 to 4767 code for a protein of 1028 amino acids. The record is from RefSeq and is a predicted model, not a curated record. The transcript is spliced from 12 exons.